AUUUUACCCGUGAGUCGUGACAGCGCUCAGGGCUUUUGUGAACGGGCCGAACUCCUGGCCAACGAUUUCGCUUUUACACCCCGGCCGUUCUCCAGGAAAAAGACCGUCUUACUAAGGCUGUUUACAUUUCGCUAAAGAUGUCGCUACUUAUCUCGACACUCCUGGCAACAAACGCAGAGCCUCGCGCUACAAAUGUCGUCAAGGACAAGGCUACCAAAGGACAUCGUGCGGAGACCCCAGAGGUUUAUCAUCCCUUGCCAUCUCACGAAUUGCACGUGCAAGCGACGAUGAAGUAAUCGACGUCAUAUUCCACUUAAUGCAGCGGCCCGAAGCGUGGCCAGUCGAUGAGCUGACCCCACCCACAAUUAGAUCGAGAUAAGCCACGAUAAGCUUCUCCUGAAUCAAAUUUGACUCUCCUGCCCUGCUUAAACGUACUCAUCAUGUCGUCUACCACAGCAUCAACACCGCUCAUCUUCCACGGGACUUUCAUCCACUCCAACAACCCUCAAGAAGUUGAGAUCAUCCAGAAUGGACUCCUGGUCAUCUCGCCCGAGGGCAAGAUCAUUUUGCUCCAGCGCAACAUUCCCCGAGCAGACGUCCAAACCACCUUGACCGAUAUUCCCAAGAUCCCCAAGAUCCCAAAGCUACCCCAUCUCCCAUCCCUACCCAUCCGCUUCCUCAAGCGUGGCGAGUUUCUGAUCCCUGGCUUCGUCGACACACACAACCACGCCCCACAAUGGACCCAGCGCGGCACAGGUCGCGGCCUUCCCAUAAUGGAGUGGUUAAACACCGUGACCUUCCCUCACGAAGCCAAGUUCGCAGACAAAGCCUACGCUCACCGUACCUACGCCAGCUGUGUUUCUGGCUUCAUCCGCCAGGGCGUGACAUUAGCUGCAUACUACGGCAGCCUGCACGGCGAAGCAACCAAGAUCCUCGCCGAGACAUGUCUCGAAAAGGGCCAGCGCGCCCUGAUCGGUAAAUGCAAUAUGGCGCGCAACGCACCGGACUUCUACCGCGACGCAUCCAACGCCGAAUCCCUCGCCGUCACGCAGGACGUCAUCGCACACGUCAAACGCCUCGAUCCAGCAGGGGACAUAGUCCGGCCGAUUAUCACCCCGCGCUUCGCCAUCUGCUGCGACGAAGAGCUAUUGUCAGGCAUCGGCGCCAUCGCCGCCCAAAACCCCGACAUCAUGAUCCAGACGCACUUCAAUGAGACCAAACAAGAAGUCGCGUUCACUCGCGAAUUAUUCCCGCAAUUCAAAAACGAGGCCGACUUGUACUUGCACUUCGGGCUAUUCAACUCUCGCACCAUCAUGGGCCACUGCAUUUUCCCUAGCGACUACGAAAUCGACAAGCUGAGAGAGCACGACGUCGGCGUCGCCACGUGUCCGGUCAGCACGACCACGGUAGAAACAUGGGGCGCCGCGCCCAUACGUAAGUAUCUCGACAUGGGAAUCAAAGUUGGCUUAGGCACGGACUCUGGCGGCGGCUACAGCAGCAGUAUCCUGGACGCGAGUCGGCAGGCGUACAUUACCAGCCACGCCCGACAGACAUUGACGGACGGCAAAGAAACCUCGCUCACGCUGAAUGAGUGCUUUUACCUGGCGACGUUGGGAGGGGCCAGGGUGUGUUGUAUGGCGGACAAGAUAGGCUCGUUCGAGGUUGGGAAGGACUUUGACGCGUUGGAAAUCAACGCGCUGGUGGAAGGGCAGAUUGCCGUCAUUGAAGACGACGACCCGAUCGGCAUGAUCUUCGAGAAGUUUAUGAUGACCGGAGACGACCGCAAUAUCGUAAAAGUUUAUGUCAGAGGGAGGUCGAUAAAGUCGUAGUUGUGCUCUGUGACAGGUAUCUAAGCCUUCAUCGUUAUGAUCGUACGAUAGACUGAUACAACCACUGUGCAGCUCAAACUUCUCAGCUUGUACUCGUCCGGAAGAAGUCACCAGUCUAGCACGAGAUCUGUAUUUUCAAGUAGGGAAAAGCAUCAAAGUUAUAGUAAUGAAGCAAUCGGCA
Exophiala viscosa is the source of this 2010-nucleotide messenger RNA. RefSeq lists its product as uncharacterized. Gene Ontology annotation, molecular function: zinc ion binding; guanine deaminase activity. Gene Ontology annotation, cellular component: cytosol. The record is from RefSeq and is a predicted model, not a curated record. Gene Ontology annotation, biological process: guanine metabolic process. The transcript has a single exon. The coding region runs from base 441 to 1829 and encodes 462 amino acids. NCBI's taxonomy places the organism in Eukaryota, Fungi, Ascomycota, Eurotiomycetes, Chaetothyriales, Herpotrichiellaceae.